Fraxinus pennsylvanica is the source of this 528-nucleotide messenger RNA. NCBI's taxonomy places the organism in Eukaryota, Viridiplantae, Streptophyta, Magnoliopsida, Lamiales, Oleaceae. The record is from the annotation of a GenBank genome assembly.
AUGGAAGCGAAGAUUGGGCAAUUUUUCGAUUCAGUUGGCAGUUUUUUCACCGGUGGAGAUCAAAUUCCUUGGUGUGAUUCCGACAUAGUGUCUGGUUGUGAACGCGAAGUUGCUGAAGCUGAGAAAGGUUCGUCCAAUGAACUUAAAAGUGAAUGCAUCAUGCGUUUGUCUUGGGCCCUUGUUCACUCAAGACGACCAGAAGAUGUACAGCGUGGAAUAGCGAUGCUUGAAGCUUCUUUGGCUGGCCUCAGCAGCCCGCUGCAAGUUAGGGAAAGGCUCUAUCUUCUGGCUGUUGGAUACUACAGAAGUGGGGACUAUUCAAGAAGCAGGCAGCUUGUUGAGCGUUGUUUGGAGAUUGCACCUGACUGGAGACAGGCAUUAACCCUCAAGAAAACGAUUGAGGAUAAAAUCACCAGAGACGGAGUUAUUGGAAUUGGCAUUGCUGUGACUGCUGUUGGCAUUGCUGUGACUGCCGUUGGACUCUUGGCUGGUGGAAUUGCUGCAGCAUUGUCAUCGAGGAAGAAAUGA